UCAAUCUAUUCUCCACUUUUGUACAUAUACUCACAUACAUUCCUUUUUUUUUUUGUUUUUUGAAGUCAUGGAUAACAAACCAGCUUUAUAUGAAGAAUCCUCACAAUACCGACAUUGGCGAUUCAGUCCUUCACAGUUAUGGGAAAUACGACAAUCUUGCAAUGAAGCAGCUAUACAACGUGUGCGCAAAAACAUAGAAGAGGAUAAAGCAGCAAGUAAAACAACCUCAGAAGAAAAAGAACCAGUUUUCAUUACAGCCGAUGAACAGGUUAAACUAUGUCGAUAUUAUGAAGAACAAAUCCAAGUGAUUUGUCCUCAUUUGAAAUUAUCUGAUAUGGUGAUGGCAACGGCACUGAUAUAUAUGAAACGUUUCUUUUUACGCAAUACCAUGAUGGAUUACCAUCCGAAGGAUAUACUAUUUACCUGUUUAUUCAUGGCUACCAAAUCGGAAAGUGAACGGAUCUCUAUUAGUGAUUUUGGUAAAAAUCUACAAUUACCAAAUACUGAUAUGGUACUUUCUUUGGAAUUCACUGUAUCUCAAGGAUUACAAUUUGAAUAUAUGGUACAUCAUCCUUAUCGAGCAGCAUAUGGUUAUUACUUGGACAUUCAGCAUACAGGUGAUCCGAUAGAUCUAGAACUCUUACAAGCUACUUAUAAUCAAGUUGGUGGGGUCAUCAAAAAGAUGUUAUUGACUGAUUUACCUUUGAUCUAUCAACCUUCACAAUUGGCCAUUGCGGCUUUCAUCAUUGCUGGUCAACAUAAUGGAUUUGAUUUAAGAGUGAAAAGAUACUUGGAACAACGAUUGGAUAAAGAACUCGCAGAUACAUUAUACACCAUGACCAUUCUUAUAGAUGAAACUUUGAUUGAAAAUGCUCCAGUUCCUCUUAGUGUGGCAACAGAAAUCGAUGCUCGUUUACGCUCUUGUAAAAAUCCAGCCAAGAACCCAGAGUCUGCAUUGUAAGUUUUUCUUUUUAUGAUGAAGGAUGGUAACUGACGGUUGUUAUUUAGGUACAAGAAACGAUUGGCGGAAAAGGAAAGCAAUGAGGAUGGACAACGGAAGCGGGCCAAACUGGAGGAUGAUGAUGAUGAUGAUUUACCAUUUGAUCGACCUAACUAGUUUAGUGAAUCAUAUUUUUUUUUUAGUCUAUGAUUUAUUCUUCGUGUAGAUUCUUCUUGUAUUCGUUUU
Messenger RNA from Halteromyces radiatus, 1186 nucleotides. Its product is annotated as cyclin-like protein. Gene Ontology annotation, cellular component: nucleus; transcription factor TFIIK complex. Gene Ontology annotation, biological process: regulation of transcription by RNA polymerase II; regulation of cyclin-dependent protein serine/threonine kinase activity. NCBI's taxonomy places the organism in Eukaryota, Fungi, Mucoromycota, Mucoromycetes, Mucorales, Cunninghamellaceae. The transcript has 5 exons. The record is from RefSeq and is a predicted model, not a curated record. Gene Ontology annotation, molecular function: cyclin-dependent protein serine/threonine kinase regulator activity. The coding region runs from base 68 to 961 and encodes 297 amino acids.